Canariomyces notabilis is the source of this 1757-nucleotide messenger RNA. RefSeq lists its product as uncharacterized. Lineage: Eukaryota; Fungi; Ascomycota; Sordariomycetes; Sordariales; Chaetomiaceae. The transcript has a single exon. Bases 228 to 1313 code for a protein of 361 amino acids. The record is from RefSeq and is a predicted model, not a curated record.
GUUCGGUGCUUCACUUACACUCCAUCAUCCAUCCGCCUUUCGUCGAUCUCUGUUGACAUCAAACUAGUAAUUAUACACCUGGGCGUCCCAUCCCACGACAUGGUUCACUAAAACCCUUUCUGCAGCCAGCAAGCAAGUCUACGCCUUGAUAAUCAGAAACCUAAGUCAGCAAGUGGAAUUUCAGACAACUAGACAACAACACGAAGCCCAGACAAUAUAAGAGCACAAUGGGCCUCAUCCUCCUGGAUUUCGACGGCACCAUAACGCAGCACGACACGCUCGAUGCCCUCGUCUCGCUGGCCAUCGCGCAUUCCCAGGCCCAUCAUUCCUCCGCCGCUCACCCCAACACAGGUGGCAUUAGCACCAGCACCAACAGCAGAAGCAGCAGCGACGAAAAAACCGCCGUCUGGCGGGACAUAGUCCGCGAAUAUGUGGCCGACCACGAGGCACACGUGGCAGCCUACUCGCCGCCGGCGCACCUCCGCGACACGCUUGCGCAGGAGCUGCUCUUCCUCGAAAGCCUAGGCGCCGUGGACGAGCGGUCCGUGGCCAGGGUGGGCAAGGCCGGGUUGUUUGCGCGGCUGGACGGCGAGCAGCUCGAGGCGCUGGGGCGGGGGGCUGUUUGUCCUUCUCCUUCAUCAUCGUCCUGUUCUUCUUCUGAUGGCGAUGGUGGUGAGAACCGGGGGACGGUCAAGCUACGGAAGGGGUUCGGGCGGUUUGUGGAACGGAUGGGUCACGGUGGGGCGGAAGAAGGAGGGGGAAAGGGGAAGGGGUGGGAUGUUGGCAUUGUGAGCGUCAAUUGGUCCGCAAGGUUUAUCAAGGGCGUUGUGGAAGCCGGGUGCUCUGGAACUCAGACGGGAGCACAACACACUGAUCAAGGGGGGCGGUUCAAGUUGGUGGAGAAGCGGAUUGUCGCAAACGGCAUUCGAUUCCCUGGCGGCGAGGUCGAGGGGCCUGCGGAGUUGGGCGGGGCGCCGUUGCUUACGGCUGGGGAUAAACUACGCGCGAUGAAGUCGUUGAGGCAGGGGAUGGAGGAGGAGAUGGUGGUGUAUUUCGGCGAUUCGACGACCGAUUUGUCGUGUCUGGUCGAGGCAGACUUUGGUGUGGUGAUGGCUGACAACGACGGAGACAGUAAGCUCAUGCGGACGCUGAGGAGGGUAGGGCUUGAGGUCUCCCAUGUGGAUGAGUGUGGCGAUGGCACCGGGAAGAAGUUAGCCUGGGCAAGGGAUUUCGAGGAAGUGUUGAAGAGCGGCGUGAUAGAGAGGAUUGGGGGCACGGAGGCCCAGGGUCUGGCACCAAGGGGAUCAACCUGAUGUCCAUGUGUACCUUCACGGCAAAAAAACCUCUCUUGCAACACUCAAGUCUUACUAUGGUUGAGGACAAGCGACCUCAUACCUUCAGCGCCUAGUACGACCAAACAGACGGAUACGGAAGUCUCGCCUCUGCUGACCCCGUCUCAACAGCGUCCUCCGCUUAUGGGCUGCCUGCGGGUGAUUUUUGUUCGCACAAGCGCUGCGGGCAGCACAGCUGUUCCGGAAAACGGCAGAUCUUUAAGCUAGGCCGCUGCACUAGAAGAUGCCAUGCCACGACCUGGACAAAGGGCUACCCGCCAUAGUCCCAAGAACAAACUAGCCCUUCACAAAGAACCGGAACAUAAACGUUCCCACGCUUAAGGUACCUGGUUGUUUACUUCAACUUCAGUCUCCUUGUCCCUUCCCGAAUAGCAGCACAAUGCUUUUCAGUCCUCAGCAGUCUUG